CAAAUAAAAAUCUAGGGGGGUGGGGAGGAGCAGGAAGUGGCGGUGCGAGGGCUGCUGCACAGCUAGCAGAGCCGCGGUCCGGACGGCAGCGCGUGCCCCAAGCUCUCUGCCUUCCCCCGCCCGCCAGUCCGAGGCAGCCCGAGCCCAACCCGCGGCCCCAGCAGCAGCCCCGAGAGCAGCCCCAGUAGCAGCGCCAUGGCCGGGUGGAACGCCUACAUCGACAACCUCAUGGCGGACGGGACCUGUCAGGACGCGGCCAUCGUGGGCUAUAAGGACUCGCCCUCCGUCUGGGCCGCCGUCCCCGGGAAAACCUUCGUCAACAUCACGCCAGCUGAGGUUGGUGUCCUGGUUGGCAAAGACCGGUCAAGUUUUUUCGUGAAUGGGCUAACGCUUGGGGGCCAGAAAUGCUCUGUGAUCCGGGACUCACUGCUGCAGGACGGGGAAUUUACCAUGGAUCUUCGUACCAAGAGCACUGGCGGAGCCCCCACCUUCAAUAUCACUGUCACCAUGACUGCCAAGACGCUAGUCCUGCUGAUGGGCAAAGAAGGUGUCCACGGUGGUAUGAUCAACAAGAAAUGUUAUGAAAUGGCUUCCCACCUGCGGCGUUCCCAGUACUGACCUCGUCUGUCCCUCCCCUUCACUCCCCACUGCUUUUGCACCCCUCUCCUUCCCACACACACACAUCCACCAUUUUUAUUUUUUGGGCCAUUACCCCACACCCCUUAUUGCUGCCAAAACCACGUGGAUUGGGGGCCAGGGCUGGAUGGACAGACACCUCCCCCAACCCAUACCCUUUCCUGUGUGUGGUUGGAAAACUUUUUUUGUUUUUUGGGUUUUUUUUUUUUUUUUUCUGAAUAAAAAAAGAUUCUAACAA
Molecule: messenger RNA, 874 nt
Organism: Phacochoerus africanus (Common warthog)
Lineage: Eukaryota; Metazoa; Chordata; Mammalia; Artiodactyla; Suidae
Gene: PFN1
Product: profilin 1
Exons: 3
Coding region: 196-618 (140 amino acids)
Biological process (GO): actin cytoskeleton organization; regulation of actin filament polymerization; positive regulation of actin filament bundle assembly
Cellular component (GO): cytoplasm
Molecular function (GO): actin binding
Source: RefSeq, a predicted model, not a curated record